CCUUCCUUUCCUCAGGAGAGGAAACAUUCUGUUGAAGUGUGUCACGGCCGUUCAGAAUCCUGCAUGUUUCAAUAAGAUUACUUCUCGGUCUUCUAAACUCCAAUUUAUCGCCAUGGAGACCGCUCACCAAUCAAUAAAUACCCUACAGAUCCAUACACGGAGGAGGACUGGCCACAAGGCUUUGGGCAGCUUACUCAGGUUGGGAUGAGGCAGCAGUAUGAGCUGGGCCAGUUUCUGCGAGAACGUUAUAAAGAUUUCCUCAACUCCUCGUACGACCGGCAAGAGAUUUAUGUUCGGAGUACAGAUAUCGACCGAACUCUAAUGAGUGCUCAGGCAAAUCUCGCUGGUCUGUACCCUCCACAUGGACAUCAGAUCUUCCGACCUGACCUUAACUGGCAGCCCAUCCCUGUGCAUACAGUGCCCUUGAAAUAUGAAAAACUCCUCAGGUUCCCAUUAUCAAACUGCCCUCGCUAUGAGAAGCUGUUGAAGGAGUCACUGAACAGCAAAAGAAUUGAGAAAACGGUGGAAGAAAAUCAGGACUUUCUGGACAUGGUAUCUGAAAAGAUCAAGCUGAAGGUGAUCUUCAAUAAUGUGUGGAAACUAUAUGAUACCCUGUUUUGUGAAAAAAUUCAUAAUUUCACUCUGCCUUCCUGGGUGACACCGGAAGUGAUUGCUCGUCUGAAAUAUCUGAACGACUUGGGCAUGGAAGUCCUCUUCGGCCUGUCUGGAAUGCAGGAGAAAUCACGGCUUCAAGGCGGCUUGCUCCUCAAACAAAUCCUCGAAAAUGUUACUCGUUCAAUAAAUGAGACCAAUUCCACUCCCCGUCUCAAAAUGAUCAUGUACUCAGCGCAUGAUACAACACUUAUAGCACUUCAGAUGGCAUUGAAUGUGUACUCUGGCAUCACUCCUCCCUAUGCUUCCUGUUACAUGUUUGAGCUGUACCAGGAGAAUGAUGGGUCAUUCACAUUGGACAUGUACUUCAGGAAUGACACUAGUAUUGAGCCUCAUUUGCUUGCUCUGCCAUCCUGCUCUGAGCACUGUGCCUUACAAAAGUUUAUCCAAAACACCAAGGAUCUGAUCUCUGACAAUCGAGAUGAGGAAUGCAAGUUUGCCAGUCAAGCCAGCUCGAGUAUUCUGACAGACUGCCUGAGGAGUCGAUGCGUAUAUAGAGCACUUCUAAGAAGAAUCGAGCUGCAAUUAACUUCCAGGUCAGACCGUGAACUGCUCGACCAUGUCCUGAAGCAAACCAGGUACUACAGCGACAUCACCUUCCUUAGCACCUGCCUACGGAACCAGAUCAUCCCCAAUGGACUACAAUCCACAUUCAAGCCUUCCCAAUUUGGCCCCAACCGUGACAAUAUCUACACUCAUGGCAUUGAGAUCCUUCAGAAGCGUUUCUCCCUGCGACUCCUGAAACACACACUUGCAGCAAUGCGCCGGCAUCUCCAGGCACUACAAUCAAGCCUACCCCAGCUCAGAGCCUCCCUCUCCCAGACCUGCAAAGGACCUCUCCUGUUUUUCAUUCUUCGUAGGAUCCACAACCUGAACUCACAAUUCUACUCAGCUUUAUUGGACACUAAAAACUAGAGGAUUGUGAUUGCGGUAUUGUCCGUCUGCCUGCUGUUGCUGAUCAUGGCGCUGAUCGUCCAACACUGCUUCUGGAAGCGGAAGACACACCAUCACAGAGUUCCUUCCAAUAGUGAGGAGCUGGCCUGACAGUCAGUGACAUUGCUGCCACACCCCAGCUCGUAGGAAGAUUGACUGAUUCAACCACUUGCCUGCCAACCUGUCACAUUUCUAAUUACUGACUGGUAGGGGGCCAGCUUGCUUGGAAUUGAGUGUUUUGCAUUUAGCUAAGAAAUUUGUUUUGUUUAAUGAUUGUCAUUGAGGUAGUGGGAUGCAUUCCUUAUUUUUGUAACUGGUGAUUGGACCAACCCUCCAAUGCCACCCCCCUCCGGCUCCACACUCUGUUGCUGACCGCCCCCUGCCCCCACCCCACCUCCGCCAGUUCUGUGGGGAGCCUUAUGUAGCACUAGUUGCCACAGGUUGUUGCUUUCAUACCUUCUGUCCUCUCUGCCAUAAAGACUGCUUAUUUUCACCUCUCUUAACAUUGCCUUUCUCUCCCUUUGUCUCAGCUUUUCUGGUACAGGAUCCCCUCACCCAGUGCCUUCAACAUUACCAGCUCCAUCUAUUCUGAUGCACUUCUGUGUGAUUUUGGGGUCUACUAAUGCCUUGAAUUUGCAGUUUCUCAUCCCUUUGUGUGAACUACUUAAUGGCAUCUUUCCCCUUCCUAUGUCUGUAACUUCCUCAAGCCCAACAACCCCAAAAAUCCCAGCUGUCCAUUUCUUACUUUGUCCCUUUGAGUAUCCUUCCUGCAUUUUCCUCCUAGUUGGGGUUGUAUAUUCAAACACCAAGACCCUGUGUCCUGGAGUUUCCUUCUAAACAUUGUCUCCUGAAAAAUGAUUGCUUUCACUUACAUAGAACAUAGAACAGUACAGCACAGUACAGGCCCUUCGGCCCAUGAUGUUGUGCCGACCUAUAUCCUACUAAGUUCAAACUACCCUGCAUACACUACGUCAUCCAUGUGCCUAUCCAAGAGUCACUUAAAACUGUCUAAAAUAUCUGACUCCACUACCACUGCCAGCAGCGCAUUCCACAUGCCCACCACUCUCUGUGUAAAGAACAUACCUCUGACAUCUCCCCUAUACCUUCCUCCAAUCACCUUAAAAUUAUGCCCCCUCAUAAUAGUCAUUUCCACCCUGCGAAAAAGUCUUUGACUAUCCACUCUAUCUAUGCCUCUCAUCAUCUUGUACACCUCUAUCAAGUCACCUCUCAUCCUUCUUUGCUCCAAUGAGAACAGCCCUAGCUCCCUCAACCUUUCCUUGUAGGACCCACCCUCCAUCCAGGCAGCUUCCUGCUAAAUCUCCUCUGCACCCUCUCUAAAGCUUCCACAUCUUUCCUAUAAUGAGGCAAGCAGAACUGAACACAAUAUUCCAAGUGUUGUCUAACCAGGGUUUUAUAGAGCUGCAGUAUAACCUCACAGCUCUUAAACUCAAUUCCCCUGCCAAUGAAAGCCAACACACCAUAUGCCUUCUUAACAACCCUAUCAACUUGGGUGGCAACUUUGAGGGAUCUAUGGACUUAGACCCCAAGAUCCCUCUGUUCCUCCACACUGCCAAGAAUCCUGCCAUUAAACCUGUAUUCUGCAUUCAAAUUCACCCUUGCAAACUGCAUCACUUCGCACUUUUCCGGGUUGAAUUCCAUGUGCCACUUCUUUGCCCAGCUCUGCAUCCUAUCAAUAUCCCAUUGCAACCUACAACAGCCCUCCACACUAUCCACAACUCCACCAACCUUCGUGUCAUUGGCAAACUUACUAACGCACCCUUCCACUUCCUCAUCCAAGUCAUUUGUAAUGAUCACAAAGAGCAGAGGUCCCAGGACAGAUCCCUGUGAAACACCACUGGUCACCGAGCUCCAGGCUGAAUAUUUUCCAUCUACUACCACCCUCUGCCUUCUAUUCGACAGCCAGUUUUGUAUCCAGACAGCCUAAUUUCCCUGAAUGCCCCAUGCCUCCUACUUUCUGAACGAGCCUACCUUGGGAACCUUAUCAAAUGUCUUGCUAAAAUCCAUAUACACCACAUCCAUUGCUCUCCCCUCAUCAGUGUGUUUUGUCGCAUCCUCAAAGAAUUCAAUAAGGCUUGUGAGGCAUGCUGACUGACUAACUAACUAAUGUUUGAUCCCUCCUUGUAAAACUUCCUCUGGCUGAGAUCUCCCUCAGGACACAGUGGAGUUGGACUUUAACUUUGGAUGUGGCACGUGCUGUGUAAGUGCUGGUUGUCGGAUCUGCAGUGUUCAGUGAACUUCGCUGUGGAUCUUGGUCAUGCUUCACAGAACUAAUUCUCCAACAAGCCUCUGAAGGGGUUAGAGUGAAAGCGAUAUUUGUACAUGACUUUUCUAACAGAUUGUAGGUGCAUGCAGCUUGAUUUGACACAUUUAACAAAGGCCACGAUUUUAACUUUGCUGAAGGAGGAAUCUAACAAUAUACUGGGGAAACGUGUUUGAGCAGGAACCGAAAAGUUGAGCUGAAAGACUAGCUCCUUGCUUAUCCCAAGGGUGUGAACAUUUAUUCAAACUGUUAGCAGUUGCUUUCUGUAGUUUUCCCUUUGUGCCAUUUUGUUUCAGCAUCUUUAAGGAGACUUGGUUACUUGGGAACAGCCUGCCCUAACACCAAUAACUAGCCCUUUUUGCACUCCCCUGUCCCCUAUUCCUGACUGAAGAGGAAAACCAGGGUUCAGCUUGAUGCCUCUCUGACCUGGCCCAGUGCAGUAAUGGGCAUAUACCGUGGGCAUAUACUGUGCAUGAGCUUGUGGGGAACUAGCCCCUUCUGGGAUCCUACUGUACGUUGUGUGAAAGGAGUAUGUUGCAAUUAUACUGUUGCUGUUAGAUUGCAGCACUUUGGCAAUGCCUCUCACAUACUCUGGAACUGAAGUCAGGACUCCAGACUCUCUCUCUUAUUCAGCACUCAGCUGUUCCUGGUUGGCCAGUGGAUUAAUCUACUCUGAACAGUAUGUCUGAGUGCUUGGAGCUCUGUCACUGUUCCAUAUCAUAACUAAUUCUCCAGUAUCUACAGUUCUUUGUUUAUUUUAGUUUGUCUACUAUGACCUUUCUGCAAUUGUAUUCUUGUCACUGUGGCUCAGUCAGAUGUUGUAAAAGAUUACAUUGUUGUUCUUAAUCAUGUUACAUGCCAUAACACUAGCUGAUUUAUUAAUCAAAGAGUAGUUGAUCCAAUAAAUAGAUUAUUUUGAUAAUUAAAAUAAUAAAUGGGAUCUCAAUAAGACCAAAAGUAGGCCAUUCAGACAAAUGAGUCUACACUGCCAUUCAAUGAGAUAGAACAUAGAACAGUACAGCACAGUACAGGCCCUUCAGGCCACAAUGUUGUGCCGAACUUUUCCCCUAAUCCUAAGGUCUAUCUAACCUCCACCCCUACCUUAUACUAUCAUCCAUAAAUGGCUAAAGAUCAUGGCUAAUCUGAUAAUUUUCAUAUCCACUUUCCUGCUUUCUCCCCAUAACUUUGAUUCCUUUACUGGUUAAAAGCCUGUCUAUCUCCACUUUGAAUAUACUUAAGAACGCAGCCUUGACAGCUGUCUGCGGUGAAGUAUUCCUCAGAUUCAAAACCCUUUGAGAGUAGAAUUCCCUCCUGUUCUUUAAUGUGUGACCCCUUUAUUCUGAGAUUAUGCCCUCUGGUCCUAGACUCUGCCACAAGAGGGGAAAAACAUUCCACAUCUACCCUGCCAAAUCCCCUAAGAAUCUUAUAUGUUUCAAUGAGGUCACCUCUCAUUCUUAUAAACGCCAACAAAUAAAGGCCCAACUUACUUAGUCUCCUCAUAAGACCCUCCUAUCCAGUAUCAACCUAGUGAACUUUCUCUGAAAUGCCUCCAAUACCAGUAUAUCUUUCUUUAGAUAAGGGGACCAAAACUGUUCACAGUAUUCCAGCUGUGGUCUGACUCGUGCCUUGUAGUCUUAGCAAAACCUCCUUAUUUUUGUACUUCAUUCCCUUUGAAAUAAAGGUCAAUAUUCCAUUUGCACUUCUUAGAUACAUACAAAGAAAUUAUUACCUCUGUCAAUGAGUUCAGAACAAGUGCCAGAAUCUUAAAAUUGAAGCUAAGCUUUCUACAGUGAAUUAUGUUUACUUAGAGAGGGGAGUGGAUACCUUAACUCUCCCCCAAAAAGCUUUUGAUGUAUACAUCAAUUAGACCUUUCAAAACUGUAAUCGUUAGUUCGCCAUUGGCUGACGUUAUCAAGGGGGUAAAAGUGAGUAAACCGAGUUCAGGUACAGAUUAGCCAUGAAGCUCCAAGUGGCCUGUUUCUGCUCCCACGCUUAAAGAUUUUAAUCGCACAUACCACUCCCAUUUGCCAUUUACUGUUCCUCAAUAAAGUCCUCGAGUGUGUUGUCAGCUCCCAAUCUUUAACUCCACAGUUGAACCUGACCACUGGCUUUAUGCUUUGUCACAGCAAGAAACAGCCCUAAGUCAGAAAUUAUAUCCUCUGUGACUGACCAAGGUAAACUACCCUUCCUCAUCCUUCUCAGCAGCAUUCACAUAAUUGAUCACAUCAUCUUUCAUUUUCACUUGUACUCUAUCACCCUAUGGAGGGAUUCACUCGCUUGAUUCUAUCCAAAUCUAUUCAGUCACACAUCUAGCCAUCCAUUAUUGAAAACUUUGCCAAAAUCUUUGCUACCUUGACUAUUCAAAUACAUCACAAACUUGAGCUCAUCUAAAUCUGCUGUUCCAACUCACACCCAUCCUGUGCUCCCAAUCCAACAAUAUCUCUAUUAAAAAAAAUUGCAUCCUUGUGUUAAAAUCCCAUUUCAUGCUAACCUCAUCCAGUCCCACAAACUUUCUUCACUAUUUUACCAACUCAGGGCUAUUUUUUUAAUCAUCCAGCUCUCUUUGUCUUACCGUUGACAGCCCUGUUUCUAAACUUUUGAGAUUUCCUCUCCAAACCUCUGGACCUUGCAAACUCUCUCACUACCUUUAAGAUGGUUCUUAAGACCUACCUUUUGGAUAUUUGAACCUUCCCUCCAGGUUUUGUGUUCUCACCACUUUUCUGCUUGCUCCUUUCCAUGGAGCAGGCUUUUUUUCAAGUUGACAAAAAUAUUGAAGUAUUAAUUGCAAAGUUAGUUUAAAUGAACUAUUUGUCGCUAUCACAUCUUUUUAAUUGAUGAAUCAUUAAGCUUAAUUGCACUUCAAGAAUGCUAAUUGGCAUACCUUUGACGAUUGUCACAUGUUUGGCUGGUGCCGUUUUCUGAGCCCAUCACAGCUCCACAGAUAAUGUCUGAUAGCCUACCCCAGCCAGAGAUAAAUAUCCAGAAAGGCACAAUGUGAUAGCAAUAUAUCAUGCUUUUUUUAUUUUUGUAUUCAAGGAGCUUCAUGUUAUUAAUGUUGUAAUUCAAUGAAAUCUGGUGUAUUGCACUAUGCUGCUGGUCAACAGUUAAACUUUUAAUAAUACCUGAUUUAUACAUCCUA
This is a messenger RNA of Rhincodon typus (whale shark), 7025 nucleotides long. RefSeq names its product lysosomal acid phosphatase-like. Gene Ontology annotation, molecular function: acid phosphatase activity. Bases 205 to 1587 code for a protein of 460 amino acids. The transcript is spliced from 12 exons. Gene Ontology annotation, biological process: dephosphorylation; lysosome organization. Lineage: Eukaryota; Metazoa; Chordata; Chondrichthyes; Orectolobiformes; Rhincodontidae. Gene Ontology annotation, cellular component: lysosome. The record is from RefSeq and is a predicted model, not a curated record.